Molecule: messenger RNA, 836 nt
Organism: Pisolithus orientalis
Lineage: Eukaryota; Fungi; Basidiomycota; Agaricomycetes; Boletales; Pisolithaceae
Exons: 2
Coding region: 362-598 (78 amino acids)
Source: RefSeq, a predicted model, not a curated record
AACAGCGCGUUUCUGCCAUUGCCUGGUUAAUUGCCAGCUCCAAAGAGGUGGCAGAGCUGUUUGCCUCUCAUGGCCGUACUCCCCCCACGCUCAGGACUCCACGCAUAGCAUCUACUCUCGAUCGUAUCGUUGGCAAGUACUGGGAUGGGUUUUCUUCUGAAACAAGUGCCUGGGAGAACGCCAUCGCAAAGGCCAAGGAGGAUGGGUGCAUAUGCUCCGCAACGAAGUGUCGUGUUAUGCAGCAAUGGUUCAAUAUGAUCAUUUGGUUGGAGGGAAAACCUCCCAUCUUGGAGGUGGAUUACGAAUCCUGCGAGCGUUGUCGGUCCUUGGUCAGGUCACGAUACGAGGACAUAACUACUGAAUGCACGGCGAUUUUGCAUGUCUCGUUGCUGGAUGCCUUCUGCGACUACUGUUCCUAUCUCGAUGUAUCAAAACUCUUCGCACGGCGUCUAAGUCCAACAGCAAAGCGAAUGGCGGACGGAAUACUGGAACCUUCGAUGAAGGAACAUGGCUUGGACAUGCGAUACCUUCCAUGUGUCAACAAAUACCCGCAACUCUUGCGGGAGCGUGUUGCGGAGCUGACUUGCUCACCAGAUAAUAACUCGGAGUCGGAGUUGGCCGAACUUCGAGUUCCUGAUAACAUCUUUGACGGCGCACAUGACCCUUGGGUGGUGAUAGGUAUAAUUGCGUUGGUGGCUUGUGGUGACAGCUAUUGCAAGAACACAAAACGGCAUGACCAGGAAUGGCACAAGACCUUUUCGUUUAUUCUUCGCCACUCCCGUAAAUGCUUUGAUAUGCCCGUGCUCCCCCAGUUGUCUUCUACGAGCGUCAAGCUU